Molecule: messenger RNA, 1769 nt
Organism: Lutzomyia longipalpis
Lineage: Eukaryota; Metazoa; Arthropoda; Insecta; Diptera; Psychodidae
Gene: Cln3
Product: battenin
Exons: 5
Coding region: 261-1583 (440 amino acids)
Biological process (GO): lysosome organization; regulation of intracellular pH
Cellular component (GO): membrane; lysosome
Source: RefSeq, a predicted model, not a curated record
UGUCUGGUCGGACGAUCAUUCACGAGAGAUCGCUUUCCAGUUGAACUCUGGCAAUCGCCUAAAGACAAAGUAUAGAGAAAGAGAGAGAGAGUGGACUGAAAUUGAAAGUGAGAAUUUAAGUGAAAUUUUUUUUUAAAUAAAAUAUUAUGCAUUUAAAGUAAAAAGAAAAAUUAUGUAUUCGGUUUAAGUGCAGUGAAAACGAAUUUAUUAAAAAAAAAUCUUAUUUAGUGAUACAGGAGUUUAGUGAGAGUGGUGAAGAAAUGGAUGAAACGAGUAAGAAAUCCUAUGAUCUUUCUAAAGCUUCUCCAGGGGGUGAAAUUACCCCGCUGAAGCCUAAAGAUCGGCAGCUAUGGCGCGAUUUGGUAGCCUAUUGGAUCUUAGGGCUGUGCAACAACUAUGGCUAUGUAGUUAUGCUGAGUGCUGCGCAUGAUAUUCUUGCCGAAUUCGACGAGAAUUCUCAUGAUGAACCCAAUCAUGAUUUUCAAAGAGAGUGCAACUACAUUUCAACUGGAGCCAUCCUCCUGGCGGACAUUAUUCCAGCUCUAUGUAUAAAAUUCACCGGCCCCUUUCUGCCCUUCCUCAUCCACUUACGUGUGUCUCUAUGUUGCGGACUUGCUGCGGCUGGAUUCUUCCUUGUUGGUUACGCCACAACAGAAUGGGUGGCGAUUGUGGGUGUUGUCUGCACAUCACUCGCCUCGGGACUUGGUGAACUAACUUUCCUAGCUUACUCCGCCAACUACAAUAAGAAUGUUGUAUCAACGUGGUCUUCGGGUACGGGUGGUGCUGGAAUAAUUGGUUCAAUCUCCUAUGCUGGAUUGAGGAAUAUCGGACUCAAUACCACUCAAACACUUCUAGUUAUGCUUGUUGUUCCCGCUGCUGAAGCUGUGGCAUUUUGGGUCAUCCUUCGACAUGGUCAAAAGGCAAUUCCUGAGACAACAGCGGGCUGUGACAAUACUGCUGCCACAACAGAUUCAAACAGUAACCUACCACAGAGAAAGGAAUCCGAAAGUAAUGACGAUGUCGAGAAGACAGCAAGCAUUGAUGAGGAGGAUACACCAUUGAUUGGAUUUAGGCAGAAGAUUCGUUACGUUCCCAAAAUGUUCAAGUAUAUGAUCCCAUUGACGCUUGUCUAUCUCUUUGAGUACUUCAUCAAUCAAGGACUGUUUGAGCUGGUUUACUUCCCGGGCAUUUGGCUGGACAAGGCCAACCAAUACAGAUGGCUCCAGGUUGACUACCAAAUUGGUGUCUUCAUCUCACGCUCAUCAGUUAAUUUAGUCAGCUUUAGGAGAGUCUGGAUUAUGGCUGUACUGCAAUUAAUCAACGUAAUCUUCUUCCUCUUCGAAGUCUUCUACUUCUUCAGCCCCAGUAUUUGGCUCAUCUUUGCCGUUGUCUUCUGGGAGGGUCUUCUCGGUGGUGGAGCCUACGUAAAUACAUUCUAUCGCAUGAGCAUUGAAUUAUCUCCCAAUAGGAAGGCAUUUGCAAUAAGUGUAACGUCUGUAUCGGAUUCCGUUGGUAUUGCUCUGGCAGGACUUGCAGCUAUACCCACCCACAAUGCCAUUUGCAGACUGCCCGGUGGGAGGUGAAGUAUGCAAGAUUAAGUAAUAUUAAAAUGAGCAUUUUGAAUAAUAUAUAUAGUUUAAUUUAAAUUAUAUAUAACUGAUAUUCUAGGAACAUUGUUAGGCUUUAAAUUUGAAUAGAUUUAAAAUUUAAUUGGAAUAGAAUUAAAUUGGAAAUUAGAGAGGAAAAUAAUAAAUUAAAAUGAAACCAAA